AUGUCUAGGCUCGGAAGGACUCAACUUCUGGCGACAGCACAGGUGAAAAGAUCGACCACCGAACAUUCGGUCGUGAAUUUUCCCAAACGUACGAAACACGCGAAUCACACUCUCACAGCCACGGAACAACUAGAAGAAAUUGAAAACAUGACGGAUACGACAGCCAACACUCAGAAAAGGGCUAACUUUUCGGCUCUAACCGUGGCCAACCCAAAUGGUGUUAACAAAAUAUCACCCAACACCACAAACGCAAAACCAGGAUCAGCUAAAAAACUGAUUAUCAAAAACUUCAAAAACAAACCAAAGCUUCCGGAUAACUACCAGGAGCGAACAUGGGAAAAAUUGCGGGAAGCUGUGGUAGCUAUACAGACAAGUAAAAGUAUCCGGUAUUCUUUGGAAGAGUUAUACCAGGCGGUAGAAAAUAUGUGCAAUCACAAAAUGGCUUCAACUCUGUAUGCCAAUCUGACAGAGUUGACAGAAUCUCAUGUCAAAGCUAACAUCGAGCAGUUUCUAGCCGAGUCUAUGGACAGACACAUAUUUCUUAAAAAGAUGAACGAAUGCUGGCAGUCACAUUGUCGACAGAUGAUUAUGAUCAGGAGCAUAUUUUUGUAUCUUGACAGAACUUACGUCCUUCAGAAUCCCAGUAUCUCAUCCAUAUGGGACAUGGGGUUACAUUUAUUCAGACUGCACAUCGUGCUGAAUAAUCUCGUGCAGACCAGGUCGGUUGAAGGACUCCUCAUGCUGAUAGAGAAGGAAAGACAGGGGGAUACCGUUGAUCGCACACUUCUUAAAUCGCUACUCAGGAUGUUAUCCGACCUGCAAAUCUAUCAGGAAGCCUUUGAAGCCAAAUUUUUAGUGGCUACCGAAAGGUUGUAUGCCGCAGAAGGACAACGUCUGAUGAAUGAGCAUGAUGUGCCGGAGUAUCUGGCGCAUGUGGACAAACGUCUUCAAGAAGAGAACGAGCGAUUGUUGCACUAUCUCGAUACCUCCACAAAAUGGUCUCUUAUACAUACUGUUGAAAAGCAAUUGUUGUCAGAGCACAUAACAAGUCUGUUGCAAAAGGGCUUGAGCGGUUUGUUGGAUGAAAACCGAACGAGUGACUUAUCGCUGCUCUACAACCUUUACAGCCGUGUUAAAAACGGGCUCAUCGAACUCUGCCUAAAUUUCAAUUGCUACAUAAAAAAAAAAGGGAGAACUAUAGUCAUUGAUCCAGAGAAAGAUAAAACCAUGGUUCAGGAGCUGCUAGACUUCAAAGACAAAAUGGAUAAUAUAGUUAAUACCUGUUUUUUGAGGAAUGAAAAGUUCGGCAAUAGUUUGAAGGAGGCCUUUGAAGCUUUUAUCAACCAACGAGCUAAUAAACCGGCAGAACUUAUCGCUAAAUUCGUAGACUCUAAACUGCGCGCUGGGAACAAGGAGGCCACAGAGGAAGAACUGGAGCGUUUGUUGGACAAAAUAAUGGUACUUUUUCGAUUUAUUCACGGAAAAGAUGUUUUUGAGGCGUUUUACAAAAAAGAUCUGGCCAAACGACUGCUAGUGAACAAAUCAGCUUCCGUUGAUGCGGAAAAGUCAAUGCUCUCCAAGCUGAAACAGGAAUGUGGCGGAGGAUUCACCAGUAAACUUGAAGGGAUGUUUAAAGACAUGGAGCUUAGCAGAGACAUCAAUAUUGCAUUCAAACAAUACGCGGGAAACCUUCAAAACGAGUUUUCCGCCAGCAACUUGGAUCUGACAGUUGCAAUUUUGACCAUGGGAUAUUGGCCAACGUAUCCCGUAUUAGAAGUGACCUUACCUGCCGAAAUGGUACAAUAUCAAGACGUUUUCAACAAGUUUUAUCUUGGCAAACACAGCGGUAGAAAGUUGCAGUGGCAACCGACGCUGGGACAUUGCGUUCUCAAGGCAUGGUUCAAUCAGGGCAACAAAGAGCUGCUGGUCUCGCUGUUCCAAGCAUUGGUGUUGAUCCUAUUUAAUGAUACCGACAAUCUUUCCCUCGAAGAUAUUAAAGCUGCAACCAAUAUAGAAGACGGAGAACUUCGGAGAACUCUGCAGUCGUUAGCUUGCGGGAAGGCUAGAGUUUUGCAGAAGAGUCCAAGAGGUAGAGAUGUUGCUGACAACGACAGGUUCGUCUUUAACGCAGAAUUCACCAAUAAACUCUUCAGAAUCAAGAUUAAUCAAAUCCAAAUGAAAGAAACGAAUGAGGAACAGAAGGCCACCGAAGAAAGAGUCUAUCAAGACAGACAGUACCAGAUAGAUGCGGCUAUAGUCAGAAUAAUGAAAAUGCGCAAGACUCUUACCCACAAUCUCCUCAUCAGCGAACUCUACAACCAACUCAAAUUUCCUGUCAAACCUGCUGACUUGAAAAAGAGAAUUGAAUCACUAAUAGACAGAGACUAUAUGGAGCGAGAUAAGGAUAACGCGAAUCAGUACAACUAUGUAGCGUAACCUCAGCUCAAUGCUAAUGUCGAAAGAGAAGUGGUUGAAUUUGCACUAUACAGCGAAUAUCAACGGGUGGAGGUCAAGACUGCAGUCGAACGCUCAUGUUAAGUACAACAACAAUUCGACGAAUGAUACACAAAGAAAAUCUACAAGUCUAAUUGCCAAUUUUGUAUUGAGGCAGUCCGUUAGCUUUAACCAAGUUCCUACACCGGUGAAUCUGUUUAACUCAAAACGAGCAUUGGUAAACCUUACUGAAAAAAAGGAAGGUGAAACAAAACAGAUCGAAUGGUACGGUGAGUGUACACCAUUCGAUGAUUCGAAAAUGUGCUUCAAAAGUAUUUACAACUCGUCACUAGAUUCAGGUGAAGCUGGCCAUAACGGUGGACGAACAAACGCCCAUUUUUCUCUGAAAGACCCACGCUUAAAUUACUUGCUGAGAGCUUCUUGAGCUUUCUUAGUGAAAACAAACGGUGUUACUAAAUCACAGCUUAACAGGGUCUGGUCCGGAAUAAUAGGAGCUGAAAGAAACUCGGAGGGAACAAAAGUAAAUACUUGUACAGGAGCUUGGAUUACACUAGCAUGAGCACCUUAAUUAGAAUGCUGAACCCUUUGAUUUUGAUUGACUCGUUGUAGCAUUGGUGUGAUAAUAUUGGAAGCUAUACGAAAUUCAGUGAAGAGCAAACUAAAUUGUGCGCAUGUCUUCUAAAGUACAAAAAAGGUGUAUCGUGGGUCUUUAAAAUUGAAACUGGCAUUUUCUCCCAUCUCUCAUUUCAACAAACGCUAGGUCAUCUUAUGAGAGCUUUAGAGAAAGUCUAAAGAUAUAACUGCCUGAACACAGUUUCCACUCUCAAUAGUCGUCGACAUUUGUGUAAAACUUUAAUAAAUGGCACUAGAGCAAAUGCAUUGAGAGUUUGACGGCGGUUGUGAGACAUUAAACAAUUAAUUGAAUGUUGAGUGAAGAACCUAGAGUAAGGAUCAAGAAACUGUUUGGCCCAGCUAGAAUUUGGGGAUUCAGAGACUCCGCCUAUUCCAAGCUAGAUUUUGUCUCAAAUAAUAAUAGAAGCAGGGUCUUGUUUUGGGAAAGUGUGUCCAGUGUUCUUGUGAAUAAUUGAUAUCAAUAAUAGUAAUAAUAAAAAAUAAAUAAAUAUAACAUUUAUAGAAAAAAAAAAAGGUAAAUACAACUAUAACCACCUUUUGUCUGUCGUUGAAAAUCAAAAUAACUAUGAAAGAAUCACUAAACAAGAAUAUAACUGAAAGCUAAACAAUAACAAAACUCUAGAAUAUGAAGAAAUCUAUCAAUAAAAUCAUCAUUCAAGCGACAGAAACAGAUGAAGAUAAAUACUUAUUAUAAUCUAUUAUUACUAAUGGAAGGUGCAUAAUAAAAUGUUGAUAAACCUUGUGGUUUUGUAUUUUCAUGUCGCUUGUGAAAAAAAGUUUCAUUUGCUGAAUUUUCGACCGUGCAAAUUAAUGACAUUAUAUUAGAUGAACCUUUCUAAACCACGUGACGAAUAAAAGGGCUUGGCAGAUUUUUACCGUACAUUUGUUGUCUCUGGUUCACCCAUCGUAGCUUCCAAAUUGCCUUAGCCAUACUCACCAUGAUACAGGGUUAAUUUGGCUAGCAUCAAUGGCACACCGGUAUCACUUGCUUUAUCAUACCUAUGUAGUUUGAAACGUCCGCUAGAAUUUUUUAAGAUAUUAUACGCCAUUCCUAUCAUCGAAUGAAGAUCAGCGUAACCAAGGGUUUAGCAAUCUGCUCCGAGUGAACUAUUCUUUCUUAUGUAAUAUUUCGCAGGAUUGGUCAACAUUGUAAAUAUGAUAAGGUUCCGUACUUGUAAUAAAAUACAACGAAAUACCAGUUCUUGCUAUCCAUUGACAA
This is a messenger RNA of Athalia rosae (coleseed sawfly), 4306 nucleotides long. RefSeq names its product cullin-4A (gene Cul4). The record is from RefSeq and is a predicted model, not a curated record. Gene Ontology annotation, molecular function: ubiquitin protein ligase binding. Gene Ontology annotation, cellular component: Cul4-RING E3 ubiquitin ligase complex. Lineage: Eukaryota; Metazoa; Arthropoda; Insecta; Hymenoptera; Athaliidae. The coding region runs from base 1 to 2436 and encodes 811 amino acids. Gene Ontology annotation, biological process: ubiquitin-dependent protein catabolic process; DNA damage response; protein ubiquitination. The transcript has 11 exons.